Nycticebus coucang (slow loris) is the source of this 3088-nucleotide messenger RNA. RefSeq names its product erythroferrone (gene ERFE). The record is from RefSeq and is a predicted model, not a curated record. Gene Ontology annotation, biological process: negative regulation of gluconeogenesis; positive regulation of insulin receptor signaling pathway; positive regulation of D-glucose import across plasma membrane. Gene Ontology annotation, molecular function: hormone activity. The coding region runs from base 81 to 1142 and encodes 353 amino acids. The transcript is spliced from 8 exons. NCBI's taxonomy places the organism in Eukaryota, Metazoa, Chordata, Mammalia, Primates, Lorisidae.
GAGCGUUAUAAGGCGCGGACCCGGGACUCCUGACACUCCUGAGACUCCACGCUCCGAGCUGCGAGGGACCGGCCGCCCGCAUGGCCUCAGCCCGCCGCCUCAACGGAGCCUGCCUGCUGCUUGUCUACGCGGGCCUGCUGGCCAACGCCGCGGGCCUCGACCUCCCGGACCCCGCUGCGCCCACGGGGAGCCACGCCCGCGAGGAGCCGCCGCCCGGGAACGAGCUGCCGGUGGACCCCGGGGACGGCCGCGCCGGGACGGCCGCCCGCCCGCCGGAGCCUCUCACCGACCAAGUGCACAGCAUCGACCCACGGGACGCCUGGAUGCUUUUCGUCAGGCAGAGCAACAAGGGUGUCAAUGGCAAGAGGAGGAGCAGGACCAAGGCCAAGAAGCUGAAGUUUGGCCUGCCAGGGCCCCCUGGGCCUCCUGGCCCCCAGGGCCCCCCAGGCCCCAUCAUCCCACCUGAGGCUCUACUGAAGGAGUUCCAGCUGCUGCUGAAAGGCGCCGUCCGGCAGCGCCAGCGCGAGGAGCCGGAGCCCUGCGGCGUCGGCAGGCUGGCAGCCUCGAGCCUGGUCUCGGGCCCCGCGGCCGGGGACGACGACCACGAGGACGACGAGGAGGCGGGCGGCAUGCUGGCUCUGCUGGCUGCGCGUCUGGCCCCGGGCCAGCGGGCGCCGCGCGUGGAGGCCGCCUUCCACUGUCGCCUGCGCCAGGACGCGUCGGUGGCGCGGCGCGCGUUGCACGAGGUCGGCGUCUACUACUUGCCUGACGCCGACGGCGCCUUCCGCCGGGGCCUGGGCCUGAACCUGACCAGCGGCCAGUACACGGCGCCUGUUACCGGCUUCUACGCGCUUGCAGCCACGCUGCACGUGGCUCUGGCGGACCAGCCGAGGCGAGGGCCGCCGCGCCCCCGGGACCGCCUGCGCGUGCUCAUCUGCAUCCAGUCCCGGUGCCAGCGCAACGUCUCCCUGGAAGCUGUCAUGGGCAUGGAGAGCAGCAGCGAGCUCUUCACCAUCUCAGUGAAUGGCAUCUUGUAUUUGCAGAUGGGGCAGUACACCUCUGUCUUCCUGGACAACGCCAGUGGCUCCUCUCUCACGGUGCGCAGCGGCUCCCACUUCAGUGCUGUCCUCCUGGGUGUGUGAGUAGCCACCACAGGCCCUUCCUUUCGCCAAGCAAAUGAAGCAGAGUCUGAACAAUGUCUAGAUGGUGUCAGAGUGGCAGUGGCCACAUGCAAGAGGUGGCCCACCCAGAAAUCUGCCCACACUGGCCACUGUAGUUCAGCACAGAGACAGCCACUACAGGCAGGCCUGCGGAGGCAACGUGCAAGGUGCUGGUCCCAGAACCAGGGCUGAUCUUGGGCUGCCAUCCUUCAAAGGGGGAAAUGUCCUGCUGCACUGUUAUCCUGGAGAUGGUCAGCUUGCCCAGAUGGCCUCAGCUUUGUUCCUAUGGCCCAACCCCCACCUUUCUUCAGAUUUUCAUGGACAGCAGGGAGCACUGGUGGGGCUGCUACCUGGGAGAGGAUCAGCCUAUGCAGGGCUGCCAAUGGGAAGUGAGCUGUGAAUCCACACUGCUUAGUGGGAAUCCAAGCCACCUGGGCUCCCUGGUUCUGUGCCUGCUCCUGCCCCACUGUGCUUCUACAGCUGGUGCUCAAGGCACUGCUUGGUUGCAGUGACCACAGAACCCAUGACUCCUGCUGGGGGCCUCAGCACAGCAGCCUUGGGGGCCAGAAGGACACUGGGAGGACAGUGAAUCUGGGCCCAACUUCUAUGAGCUGUUUGAAUUUCUAAGGCAUGCAAGAUCACCACACAAGUUCCUCACAGGUGGCCUUUCCAGAUGGGAGCCAUGCUCUUUUCUCUCUGUAAAUCUCUUCACAGCAAAGGCCCCUUUCACCCUCCCCAGAGGCCAACGGGAGGCUCUGACUCACCAAAUGGAAGAUCUAGAGUGUCUUUGCAGAUUAGAGAUAGCCAGUCUUGCUGACCCAUCUGACAGCCGACUGCUCCUGCUGCAUGAACGGCCUGGCUGGGCCCAGAGGCUCUAGGAUGCUCCUUCAAAGCAACUUGCCUACUUGGGUGCAGUGUGGCUCUGAGCUCAGACAGUGCUGGCAGUGGCCUUGGGAAGGCUGGUGCCCAGCCUGCCACACUUGUGGCAGUGAUGAGCACAGAGGAGGGUGGCCCGUUCCUGUGAGAAGACACAGGGCUGUCCUCCUGCAGCUUGCUUAAAUGUGGCCUCCCACACUUUUCCAGGGUAGGUAGUGCAAAGGACAAGGGCCUUAGGAGCUACCUCUAGUGCCUCCCCCACCAUUUCACCCAGAGACCUAGAGACACAGGACCUCUGGGGAGUCCAGGUGCUUAGGCCUGGGAGUGGAGGCAGGAGCCAGUCACCUUAACCUUCUAGCUGGUCUCCAGAUGAGGUGACCAUAGCCAGGCCUGAAUGACUGACAGGAGUCCAGGUGCUAUCCCCCCAAGCACAGUAAUACACACGAACUGGCCCUUAACUUUGUGCCCUUGAGCAGGCCUGGCCCGAUUCUCAGUAGGACUUGUACCCACCCUACCAGGAAGUGCUGGGCUGGCCUGAGUGCUGCAUCCCCAAGAAGUCUGAUAAGGGCGCUGUGUGGCCACACCCUUCUCUGGAUUUCACUUGUAUCUAGGGGGCACAUAUUUUAGAGAAUUUAUCUUUUACCCUUGAUAAAGUCACAUAUCCACAUCUCUUUCAUUUUCUCAACAUAAGGGUGUUAUACAGCAGUCUGCUGAAGUAUUUAUUAUAUGAUGUAACCAGAUGGAAUGUAUUUAUAUAGCUUACUUUAUGGAGUGGUUUGAAUACUUAAGAACCUCUGACACGGCUACAGAGUUGUAAGAACAAAGGGCAAGCCUUAAGAGAUGAAACCUUACUCUUUCUGUCUAGUUCUCUAGGCACAGUGAGGCUGACCUCUGGAAGGCCAGGUGGAGAGACGGCCUCCUGCCUCUGGGUGGGCGGACCCCCUUGAAGGUAGGGAAGUGGGCUUUGCCAGGGAAGCCACAGUGCCACGCCUCUCCCAGUCUGGGGACAGUGGCCCUUACAGACUGAUGCCUAGUUUGCUGUAAGAAGGUAU